AUCGACCAUGUGAGAUCAUCCUUGUGCUAUAUAGAUGAUACCUAUGUCAGUAAAUAUCAUCCAUGACAGGGAAAUGGCUCGAACUGUCAACAAAACAAUUAACAUGUCAAGCUGACGGUGAAAUUAAUUCCGACGGCAGGAUGUGAGAUACACCGGAACGUAAAACAUUUACAAACAAUGGCCUCCGCCAGUGGGCUUCCAUCACCGUUAACUACGACCACAAACAGAACGGGUGUGUUUGGAUCUACAAUCCCGGUUAAGUCUUCAAAUGUGUCCAGUUCUGCAGACUUGUCUCGUAUUGAAUUUGACUUGUUCGUACAGAAUGACCUUCCUGUUGUGAUAUACCUGGCCGUGUUGUGUGUUUUAGGAACAGUGGGUAACGCCCAUGCCGUGGCGGUUUAUUUAUUUCGAUACAAACCAUCAAAUCACCGCACGUUUGUGUUAUGGCUAGCGUCUGUGGAUCUCACCGCGUCAUUGUUAAGUAUGCCAUUUGAAAGUUUUGACAUUCGCUACAAUCUUACAUUUUCCAUUAUUCCUCUGUGUAAGUUUUUCAAGGCCCUGAACUACUUUGUCAGUACAUGUUCCGGGUUUCUGCUUGGAAUAAUUGCUGUAGAACGGUACCGGAAGAUAUGUGUUCCGCUCGGGAUGCAAUUGACGAUGCGAGCUGCGAAAUACGCAUGUUUGGUUGCGACACUAGUUGCCACGGGACUUUCGUCCAUUUCUGGUGUAGUAUACGGUAUUGUAACGAGACAAGUUCCGUCAUUUGUAAACCUCACCGGAACGGAAUGUACGGUAAUGGAUAAAUAUAGAGAAGCGUCUCUGUUCAAAGGAUAUUCGGUGUUCCUAUUGUUCAUCAGUACUGUUGUGUUUGUCUUGUGUAUAUUUACCUAUUCAUUUGUUGGCAGAAUACUCUAUAAACAAAUGCUGUUUAGGACAAAAUCCCAUUCAAAUUCAUCCGCCUCGACUUCAAAUCGGAAGUCUAGUACCGGAAAUGAGAAUCAAGACUUUGGCAGUAGUGGGCACCAGGAGGAGGAAUCCAGUUUUGCGCAUGUCACAACUAAAGAAAUGAUAGCUGUGACGUCACCAAGAGAAAACGGUAAACAGAAGGGCAGAAGAAAGCGAGGCUUGGACAGAAGCAAACAAAUCGCUUUCAUGUUUCUAGUCGCUACAGCAGCCUCGUAUGUGGGAUAUUUACCAAAUAUGGUGCUGUUAAUCAUCAAAGGAAUACGCAGUGAAACGUAUGAUGCCAUUGAUGAACGUCUCGGAGCUUUUAACGCAAUUCUUGUGAGAUCUUACUUCAUGAGUAACGUUGCUAAUCCAAUUGUAUAUUGUUUUGUAGACGAACGAUUUCGACGAGAAUGUAGACUACUUUACCAGAAGUUAUAUCGCUACGUAUGUAAAAAUGUCAGAUGUCAGCGACAGUCUUGAUCAAAUGCUAUCAUCUUCUCUAUUUUUCCUUGAUGUAUAUAGCGAAACAGUCGUAUUUGUGUCAUAUUAGAUAGGACAAUGCCAGUAAUUUGGAUAAUAUCACCAAUGAAUAAUCCAGAUAACACGUGAUUAAUGUUUGUGCUCCGGAUAAACGGUUAACAUGAUGCUUGUUGCAUGGAUGAAAAUGUCGGGUUCUGGAAAUACUGUAAUUGCUGGUUUUACCAACGUUUAUCAUGACAUAUGGGGGAGGGGCUGUUAUUUCGAGAAUUACUGAACUCAGUAUUGUUACUUUAACCUAUGUGCUUGUUUUUAAAAGUUUAUAAGAUCGUUUAUUUUCCCCAGUUCAGAUUUGUUUUCACUAAUUAUUUAUAGAUAUUGUAUUUGUUCGAUUAUUGAUUGAAAGUUAACCCAUUCCCCUGUACCAAGUCUUAGUCUAACAGCAUACAUGUUGUUGAAUAGUUUUACUGGCAUUUAGCCUUUCGGCCAAUCAGUAUGACAUGGACAUGUACAACACAUAAUCAAAAAUAAAUUGAGUGAAUCAGUAAUAAUAUGUGUAACAUUCCCAGUUGUAUGAUUGUCUUCCAACUCUGAUUAUUUGACAUCAUUUUAUACAUACCUCUUAUUGAAAUAAAAAUUAAAGAAAUAUAACCGUUCAAUAA
Pecten maximus is the source of this 2087-nucleotide messenger RNA. RefSeq names its product cholecystokinin receptor-like. Lineage: Eukaryota; Metazoa; Mollusca; Bivalvia; Pectinida; Pectinidae. The transcript has a single exon. The record is from RefSeq and is a predicted model, not a curated record. Gene Ontology annotation, biological process: neuropeptide signaling pathway. Gene Ontology annotation, molecular function: G protein-coupled peptide receptor activity. Gene Ontology annotation, cellular component: membrane. The coding region runs from base 178 to 1428 and encodes 416 amino acids.